Eurytemora carolleeae is the source of this 5908-nucleotide messenger RNA. Its product is annotated as serine-rich adhesin for platelets. NCBI's taxonomy places the organism in Eukaryota, Metazoa, Arthropoda, Copepoda, Calanoida, Temoridae. The transcript has 3 exons. The coding region runs from base 446 to 2440 and encodes 664 amino acids. The record is from RefSeq and is a predicted model, not a curated record.
CGCAAUCUGUGAAAACAUCUUUACCAGCAUUAAAUACAACAAUAACAGCAUUAACACCAUCUGCAAAUACAUCAUUCCCAGCCAAAACUUCAUCAAUGACAGUAUCAACAGCAUCUGUGAAUGUAUCAUUGUUAAUAGAGAAUUCAACCAUGACACCUUCAACACCUUCUGUGAUUGCAUCAUUGCUAACAGGAAAUACAACAAUAACAACUUCAACGCCAUUUCUGAAUAUAUCAUCGCUAACAGAAACCUCUACAAUGACAGUGCCCACACCACCUGUGAAUAAAUCAUUGCCAACAGGAAAUACAACAAUGACAGCAUCAAUAUCAACAUUGAAUACAAUUUUGCAAAUAGAAAAUGAAAAUUCAACAAUAACAGAUUUCAUGUCCUCUUUAAAUACAUCAUUGCUAAAAGGAAAUUCAACAAUGAAACUUCAACAUCAUUCAUGAAUACAUCAUUGCCAACAGAGAAUUCAACAAUGACGGCUGUAACAUUUUCAAUGAAUACAAUCUUACUUACAGAAAAUUUAACAAUAAAAACAUUAUCUGUAAAUACAAUUUUGCCAAUUUCAAGUUCAACAAUAACAACUUCAACAUUAUCUGGAAAUACAUCAUUGCCAAUAGAAAAUUCCACAAUGAUAGCUUCAUCACUAUCUAAAGAUACAUCAUUCUCAUCCAAAAAUUCAACAAUGACAGCAUCAACAACAACAGUCAAUGCAUCAUUGUCAACAGAUACUUCUACAAUGACAGCUUCAACACCAUCUGUGAUUACAUCAUUGCCAACAGAUAAUUCCACUAUGAGAGCAUUAACACCAUCUAUGAAUGAAUCAUUGACAGAAGAAAAUUCAACAAUGACCACUUCAACACCAUCUGAGAAUUCAUUAUUUUCAGUUGAAAAUUUAACUUUGACAGUAUCAACAACAUCUGUGAAUGCAUCAUUGCUAACAGGAAAUUCAACGAUUACAGGUUCAGCAAUAUUUGUGAAUACAUCAAUGCCAACAGAAAAUUUAACAAUGACAGCUCCAACAUUAUCUUUAAAUACAUUAUUGCUAACAGAAAAUUUAACAAUUACAACAUCCACGCAAUCUGUGAAAACAUCUUUACCAGCAUUAAAUACAACAAUAACAGCAUUAACACCAUCUGCAAAUACACCAUUCCCAGCCAAAACUUCAUCAAUGACAGUAUCAAGAGCAUCUGUAAAUGUAUCAUUGUUAAUAGAGAAUUCAACAAGGACACCUACAGCACCGUCUGUGAUUGCAACGUUGCUAACAAGUAAUACAACAAUAACAACUUCAACACCCUUUCUGAAUAUAGCAUCGCUAACAGAAACCUCUACAAUGACAGUGCCCACACCACCUGUGAAUAAAUCAUUGCCAACAGGAAAUGCGCCAAUGACAGCAUCAAUAUCAACAUUGAAUACAAUUUUGCAAAUAGAAAAUGAAAAUUCAACAAUAACAGAUUUCAUGUCCUCUUUGAAUACAUCAUUGCUAAAAGGAAAUUCAACAAUGACAACUUCAACAUCAUUCAUGAAUACAUUAUUGCCAACAGAGAAUUCAACAAUGGCGGCUUCAACAUUUUCAAUGAAUACAAUCUUGCCUACAGAAAAUUUAACAAUAAAAACAUUAUCUGUAAAUACAGUUUUUCCCAUUGGAAAUUCAACAAUUACAACUUCAACAUUGUCUGGGAAUACAUCAGUUCCGACAGAAAAUUCCACAAUGAUAGCUUCAACACCAUCUGUGAUUACAUCAUUGGCAACAGAUAAUUCCACUUUGAGAGCAUUAGCACCAUCUAUGAAUGAAUCAUUGACAACAGAAAAUUCAACAAUGAUAGCUUCAUCACUAUCUAAAGAUAAAUCAUUCUCAUCAAAAAAUUCAACAAUGACAGCAUCAACAACAUCUGUCAAUGCAUCAUUGCCAACAGAUACUUCAACAAUGACAGCUUCAACACCAUCUGUGAUUACAUCGUUGCCAACAGAUAAUUCCACUAUGAGAGCAUUAACACCAUCUAUGAAUGAAUCAUUGACAACAGAAAAUUCAACAAUCACCACUUCAACACCAUCAGAGAAUUCAUCAUUUUCAGUUAAAAAUUCAACACUGACAGUAUCAACAACAUCCGUGAAUGCAUCAUUGCUAACAGGAAAUUCAACGAUUACAGGUUCAGCAAUAUUUGUGAAUACAUCAAUGCCAACAGAAAAUUUAACAAUGACAGCUCCAACAUUAUCUUUAAAUACAUUAUUGCUAACAGAAAAUUUAACAAUUACAACAUCCACGCAAUCUGUGAAAACAUCUUUACCAGCAUUAAAUACAACAAUUACAGCAUUUACACCAUCUACAAAUACAUCAUUCCCAGCCAAAACUUCAUCAAUGACAGUAUCAACAGCAUCUGUGAAUGUAUCAUUGUUAAUAGAGAAUUCAACAAGGACACCUUCAGCACCUCUGUGAUUGCAUCAUUGCUAACAGGAAAUACAACAAUAACAACUUCAACACCAUUUCUGAAUAUAUCAUCGCUAACAGAAACCUCUACAAUGACAGUGCCCACACCACCUGUGAAUAAAUCAUUGCCAACAGGAAAUGCGCCAAUGACAGCAUCAAUAUCAACAUUGAAUACAAUUUUGCAAAUAGAAAAUGAAAAUUCAACAAUAACAGAUUUCAUGUCCUCUUUAAAUACAUCAUUGCUAAAAGGAAAUUCAACAAUGACAACUUCAACAUCAUUCAUGAAUACAUCAUUGCCAACAGAGAAUUCAACAAUGACGGCUUCAACAUUUUCAAUGAAUACAAUCUUGCCUACAGAAAAUUUAACAAUAAAAACAUUAUCUGUAAAUACAGUGUUGCCCAUUGGAAAUUCAACAAUUACAACUUCAACAUUGUCUGGGAAUACAUCAGUUCCAAUAAAAAAUUCAACAAUGACAUCUUCAACAAUAUCUAUGAAUACGUUGUUGCCAACAGAAAAUUCCAUGAUGACUGCUUCAACACUUUCUGCGAUAACAUCAUUGCCAUUAAAAAAUUCAACAAUAAACACUUCAACCCAAUCUGUAAAUAUAUCAUUGCCAACAGAAAAUUCAACAAUGACAACAUCAACAACAUCUGUAAAUGCAUCAUUGUCAACAGAGAAUUCAAAAAUUACAGCUUCAACACCAUCUGGGAAUACUUCAUACCCAGUUGCAAAUUCAACACUAACCGCAUCAAUAAAAUCCGUGAAUUCAUCAAUAAAUACUAUUACAGUUUUAGCACCAUCUGUGAAUACAUUGAUACCAACAGGUAAUUUAACAAUGACAACUUCAAAAUUAUCUGAAAAUACAUUGUUGCCAACAGAAAAAACAUCAAUGAAAGCUUCAACACCACUUGUGCAUACAUCAUUGCUGACAGAAAAUUUAACAAUUACAGCGUCCACACCAUCUGUGAAAACAUCUUUGCCAGCAGUAAAUAGAACAAUAAGAACUUCAGCACUAUAUGAAAAUACAUCAUUCCCCGCCAAAACUUCAUCAUUGACAAUAUCAACAUCAUCUGUAAAUGCAUCAUUUUCAAUAGAGAAUUCAAUCAUGACAGCUUCAGCACCAUCUGUGAUUACAUUAUCGCCAACAGAAACCUCAAUCAUGACAGUGUCCACACCAUCAUUGAAAAUAGGAAAUUCAACAAGGACAACUUUAACACCAUCUGUGAAUGUAUCAUUGCUCGCAGGAAAUUCCAUAAAGACAGCUUCAACACCAUCUGUGAAUACAUCAUUGCUAAUAGGAAAUUUAACAAUAACAGCUGUAACACAAUCUGUAAAUGCAUCAUUGCCAACAGAAAAUUCUACAAUGACAGCUUCAACAACACCUGUGAAUGCAUCAUUGCUAACAGGAAAUUCAACAAUAACAUCUUUAACAAAAUCUGUGAAACUAUCAUCAUCAACAACAGAAAAUUCAACCACACAAGCUUCAACGCCAUCGACGAAUAUAUCAUUCUGAAAAUUCAGCAGUGAUAUCUAUAAAUGCAUCAUUGUUAUCAGGAGACUCAAAAAUUGUAGCUUCAACACCAUCUGUGAAUACAUCAUUGCUAACAGAAUAUUCAACAAAGACAGCAUCAAUACAUUCUGUGAAUAUAUCAUUGCCAACAGGAAAUUUAACAAUGACAGCUACAACAUUAUCAGUAAAUACAUUGUUGCCAACAGAAAAUUCAACAAUGAUUGUUUCAACACCAUCUGUUUAUACAUCAUUGCUAACAAAAAAUUUUACAACUACAGCGUCCACAUCAUCAGUGAACACAUCUUUGCCAGCAUUAAAUAGAACAGAUUCAGCACCAUCUGAAAAUACAUUAUUCCCAGCCAAAACUUCAACAAUGAUAGUAUCAACAAUAUCUGCAAAUACAUUAUUGCUUACAAGAAAUUCAACAAUGACAGCUUCAACACCAUCUGUAAAUAUAAAAUACAACAAAAACAGCGUCAAUACCAUCUGUGAACACAUCAUUGCUAACAGGAAAUAUAACAAUGACAGCAUCUACAUCAUCUGUGAAUACAUCAUUGCUAACAGGAUAUACAACAAAAGCGUUCAGACCAUCUGUGAAUACAUCAUUGCUAACAGGAAAUUCAGCAAUGAGAGCGUCAACACCAUCACUCAAUGCAUCAUUGUCAACAGAGAAUUCAGCAAUGACAGCUUCAACAGGAAAUUCCACAGUGACAUCUUUAACACCACCUGUAAAUACCUCAUUUCUAAUAAGAAAAUCAGCAAUGCCAUCUUUAACACCAUCUGUGAAUACAUCAUUGCUAACAGGAAAUUCCACAAUGACAGCGUCCACACUAUCUUUGAAUAAUUCAUUUCCAACAGGAAAUUCAAUAAUGCCAGCACAUUUGUGAAUACAACAAAAAAAUAAACAAUGACAGCAUCACCAUCAUCUGGGCAUGCAUCAUUGACAAAGGAUAAUAAGAAAAUGACAGCUAUAACAUUAUCUGUGAUAACAUCAUUGCAAACAGAAAAUUCAACAAUAAAAGCAUCACCAUCAUCUGUAAAUACAUCAUUGUCAACAGAGAAUAUAACUUUCAAAGCUGUACCUCCGUCUUUGAUUGCAACAAUGCUAAUAGACAAUAAUUAUUCAACUGUAACUGUAAAUUCAUUAUUACCAGCAGAAGGUUUAACAAAGACAACUUCAACAUCAUAUGUGAAUACAUCAUUACCGACAAAAAAUUCCACAAUGAAAGCAUCAACAUUAUCUGUAAAUAAAUCAAUGCAAAUAGAAAAUUCAACAAUGACAGCAUCAAAAUCAUCUGUAAAAUCAUUGGUAGCCGAAAAUUCCACAAUAUCAACUUUAACAUCUUUAACAUCUCUGAAUGCAUCAUUACCAACGGAAAAUUCCAUAAUGACAUCUUUAACACAAACUGUGAAGACAUCAUUGCAAAGUGAAAAUUCACCAAUAACAGCAAAGAAAACAUCAUCUGUUAAGACAUUAUUUUCUAUAGAAAAUUGGACAACUUUAGAAUUACUUGCAAUACCAAUAAGAAUAAAUACUUAUUUCAUUGCCAUAAGCAAAUUCAACAACACCAGGAUCACCAACCAUGAAUACAUCUUUGCUUGCAGAAAAUUCAACAGUUACAAGUUCAUCAUCAACGUUGAAAAUAGAAGACAAAUAUUGACAAUAUUAAUGAAAAGUUGAACUUUCUUGGUAUCAUCAUAAGUUACAAAAAUAUCAUUCCCAAUUCCAGAUUCAACUGAGGAGAACCCGACUAACAGGAGGACAGGUUCAAGAGAGAAUAACAAAGCAUCAAAACACAAGUUUGAAUUUUCCAGCAAUUUAAAUUUUUUUAGAUUUAAAAACAAAGAAACCAGCAUUUACUUUGAGUUCAAAGGAAUUGAAUCUUUGCCACAAACUCUGAAUUAUAAUCCCAAUAUCCGUGGAAACCAAUGUCGUACUACUUUGAUAUUUCAACCUUUGAUCUAA